This is a messenger RNA of Pocillopora meandrina, 13489 nucleotides long. Lineage: Eukaryota; Metazoa; Cnidaria; Anthozoa; Scleractinia; Pocilloporidae. The record is from the annotation of a GenBank genome assembly.
GCACUUGCAAUGCAAAUACAUUGAAAUUUAUGGCGAACGAGGGGGAGGUUUCUCGCUGAAUUAUAACUCGUAGACGAGUUAUGUAGUCCAAAAAUGCUCCAUAUAUCAAGAGAAUCAAUUCGACAUACAAUACCAGGAUUACAGCAAGUUUUAAAUCGGUGACUGCGGCAAAAUCGCGGAUAAUUUCCUUGUGGUGUUGAGACUGUCGCAGUACAACUCCCUUCUACGUUCUACAUUAUACAGGAAACUGGCUGAUCAACCCAUAAACAGCAACCUUAUGAACAGAUUUGUGUGCUUAUACCCUCUUCGUCGCUACAGAAAUAUUUUUGUUUUGUGAACACAGCCAUCGAGCGACAAAAUGAGUAAGUUCAUGAGUUAGUUGUGCACUUAUUUUUUUUCCGAAUCGUCUUUCCUUUAAUAUCUAUUCACCGUGAUUCUCGUGUCUUCAAGCCUUGAGGCGGAAGAAGAGAUCGUCGUUGUCUAGCAUUUCGUAACGCUGAAGUUUUUAGCGCGACAGUGCUAGUCGUUUCUCGUACCAGUGGUCUUUUUCUCAAAUUUUAAGUUGGCAGAAAUAAGUGAGCAAAUACAAGCGGAGUCUUUUGUUUCCUUCAGUCGAAGGCGGCAUGAUUGCCUGGCAAAAUAACAUGCAUGGAAUUCUGUCUCGAAUAUUAUCACAGCUCUCGUGUUAAUCCUUCGGUAGUGACAAUAUAUUACAUAAAUCUGCGCGAUAGAUUCAUUCGACUUGCGUCACGGGUUGUUAGCUGGGGAAAAUCAAUGUAAACAGUCCUCAUGUCGUGCCGCUUGUACUUGAGAAACUCUUCAUAGAGUAUGUCCACGUGAAUACAAAUCGAAACCUUUCAGCUUUUGAACGUUUUCUUACUUCCGAACAGCGCAAAGCUCCUUUCAAUUUCGCCCAUGUAGUCGACAAGUUUAGGAUGAUACAAUUUAAGUUGACGAGAGAAUACUUUAUUGUUUUUGACGUUUCUUUAAUCGAGUCUCUUCCAGUUGCCUUUUUGACUUCGAAAUACCUCCUAACAAUUUGAUUCAAUUGAGUUCUCAUGCAGUUGAGUUAAGUAGAGGCUCGUCUGAUAUCGGACGAUUUGGUUUCACAGGGCGAUAAGGGUGACUGCUUUCAACGCGUGAAAGCAAUAAUCCUAUUUAUGUUUUCUCAAGAAGUUGUAAGCAAUGAGUGGUGAUAUGCUGUUCAGUCAAACGUCUAAUCACGGACUACGUUUACAUUUAGUAUUGUUAUUGAAAUGCAACGACAAAUUUUCCUUUCUGGAUAUUUUUUUCUCGUUGAAGUCUUUCGUUCUUCUUUCAAUCUUCUAGAUGAAGUCAUCGCUACAAUUAGCUGCUAUACAAGAACAUUAUUAAGAUAACUGAAAAAUGUUAAACAAAAUCUCUGCUAUUGUUUACUGCCUUAGGCUAAUAUCACUGGGGGCAAUGCAAUGGCACUAGAAUCUAAAAAUUUAUCAACCAGGUGUGCACAAUUCUUGAUAAAUCUGUUGAUAAGAAACUAAAUUUAUCAAACCUAGUCAAAGUGCUAGGAACAGUCCAAAAUAGGCCUUUGCUUGUCUUAUACUUCUCAUCCAUCCACUCUCAAAGCAUCUUACUGAGAAUCCUAGUACUAGGCUUACAAAACAGCAAAAAAAGCCAAUAUAGUGAUGACACAGAAUUAACUAGAAACUUCACGAUUCUGUAUGUGUGAAGAGUGAAAUUUGUUCAGAAUUUAUAAUUUUUUUAAGAUGAAGGAACAAAAGUUACCUAUCUAAAAUAUAUUUUUUGUGUGCAGUUACACACAGCACAAUUACCAGUAGUAAUGCAAUGUUACUGGGUGUUUUCUUUAAAAAUGAGUUAAUUUGAUUUUUGAUUACUGAAUAAACAAGAAGUUAUUUUCAUUUGCACAAAUCUGCACUUUGUCAAGGUUGUUGACUAAAUUAGAACUGGUCCCUAUUUGAAAGAACAUGCACAUCUAAAUUAAUUGAACUAUAGAGAUAGAAACAUUAUUAACAUGGUGUGUAUCUCAGUAAACAUUGCCUUCAGUUGAUAGUAACUGGAAGAUCUGAAACUACGAUGCUGAUGGUCCAUUGAAAAAUGAAACUCAAACAAUAAAGUUACUUAGAGAUUCAGGGCUGGUUAUUGACAUGAGGUCUAACCCAAGAAGUGGUUUUAUGCAAGCAGUGGGUCUCAGAGAUUCUUUCUAUGAGGGUUGAUUUAAUUAAUUAAAUGACCUUCCACUAUUAGUUUCCAUCCCUCUUGAUACUGUUCAUAAAAAUAAAUGUUUAGAUGAAAGGUGUGGUUAAAAUAAUUGGAGAUGUCUUAGAAUGCAGUUUUGUUCAAUAAUGGCUAAACUUUGUUUAAAUAACUGGACUCAGUGAUUACAACUGUGCACAUUUGCAUGGAAAGAUGCGCCGUUGUGCAUUUCACAAGUAAUACAUGUAGUUUGGUUAUAUCUCAUCAAUCACAAUCAUCUAAAAAAUAGAAACAAUUCUAUUUCCAACUUGAUUUUGGACACCCUUUUUAAAUAGCCGGUACGUUAGUAGAAGUUUGGAAGAUUGGUGAGGGUUUACUAAUAUAUAGCUUUUUGUUCUUGAAUUUUAUUUAGGUUUAAAAAAUGAGCUAUUUACAAGGCUAAAAUAUUUUAAAAAGAAAACCAAACAAUUUUGACACAAGGUCAUCAACAGUAUAAAUAAUGGGAAAUUUUACCCUGAUGAUUGACCCAGAGGUGAAAACAUUUCAUUUUUACUUUUUAGAUAUUUUAACCCAGUAAAUAGCUCAAUUUUCUUGUAUAGCUUUUAACCAUCUACUUUUAUUUUCAGGCUUUUCAUCUGAGAUAGAUGAAGACUACGAGAAAACAAGAAAUCAUAUUGUGGCAAAGUAUGACAGAGUAAGUUGUCCUGAAAUCUAAAAUACAGCUGUGUCGCAUUAUAGAAUGUAACUUUGUAGUGAUGAAUUGAACUUUAACUAUGCAACAUGGUUUUCCAAUCUAUGGAAUUGUUGCUUGAAAGAGAAGGAGAAAUGAAAAUAAGAUAUUCAAAUACAAGAAUUGUAAAGGUACCACUUAUUCAUGUAUGUAAAUUACAUGAAUGUAUUCUCUGAUUUUACUCUUUCCUUAAAGUGAAAAUGAUGCAACAUCCAGUGUCCGUUUCAGAUUCUUAACCCUUAAACUCGCAAGAUCUGAUUAUUAAUUCGAACUCACCUCUAGCUGCUAGAUAUUUCCUUAAGAAAUUAAUGUUAGAUCAGGAUAGCAACCUCUUCAUCAAUAAGUUUGAAUAUUUUCAUCACUUGUUUGCUGGAUAAUGUAUUAAUAUUACAAGGAGAGGUUAUGUGUGAAUCACUUUUGGGAUUUAACUGGUUAAAGAAAUAUCUGAGUAUUUAUUCUGUUAUUUUGUGACCUUGUAUGAUACAGUUUUUUUUUUCAAAGUACUCUGGUUUCUUGGCUCUUUAAAAGUACUACAUGUAAAUAUAGUACUGAUAAAAAGACUGAAAAAUUAAUUAUUGUCACUCUUCAAUUUUAGGGUUACGAUGAAAAUGCUGAAAUUGAUGACUGGGAGGAUGCAAACUUCUUUGUGUACAAAAUAACUGAUAGAUAUGGAUUUCUUCAGUAAGUGUUUAAGCACAUGUACUCUUUGAAUUUUUUUGUUGUAACAUAUCCUAACCCCAAAUUUAUUAUAUGAUUUAAAUUUAGAAAAAUGAGGUGCAUACAUAGGCAAAAUAAAAUAAUUGUUUGUUAAAAGGUUGAUCUAAGGUGUGGCAAACUUGGUUGCUUUGGAAAUGUUGGUAUUAUUGCUAUUUCAGAAAACACCUACAUGGUACAGUGUAUUAAGACAUGCUGGGUAUUAAGACUUACAAUUUAUGUGAAUUUGGUUGAAAUGUGCAAUGUAAUAAUUAUGCAUAAUUCACAUCUGUAUUUUGUGUAUAUUCUUCUUACUGUUUUGUCAUUAUUUGAUUUUUAAAAAUUCAUUUAUAUUGCAGCAGAAAUGACCAACCAGAAGGCCGAGACGAUAAGGUACUCACAAUAUUAAAGAGGCACACACUCAGUGUUUGCGUGUCACAUAAGAGUUACAUUGAGUAGAUGUGUUGUCUAAAAUUACCCAGUGCCUUCUACUUUAUUUAGAAGGAAUUUGGACUGGACAUAAAUGCCUGGUGGCCUGUCACCUUGUGGUUGUGUGCUGCAUUACCCUAGAUGAACCAAAGGCUUUUGGAGUCACCAUUUUGUUUUUCAUGAAUUUUUUGUAGAAUCUUUGAUGAAGUAGGAACCAAGAGUUAGUCAUGAGUACUGAACCUGUGCGAAAGAACAUAUUAUUUGCCACCUUUGUGGCACAGUAAGGCAUUAUAUCUUGUACAAUAUGCAAGUGAAAUUAUUUAUCUUUUUUAAAAGCCUGCAAUUAAUUUAUGAUGCAUGUAUUCUUUGAUAGCUUAUAACAUUAGAACGCGAGAGGGUCCAAAAAUGGGUCAAGAUGACAAAGAACUGGGACAAAUACUUAAAUGGGGAAAAGGUAAAGGAUUGAUUGCUGCUGUAUUAUUUACUUAAGAUUGGGCCUUAGAAAUAUACUUUUGCCAUGCUUUAGAAUUAUCCCAUUAAUAAGCCACAUACAUAUAAAUAAUUGCUAGCUGUGAUACUUGAUUGAACUAAAUAGAUAAAUUUAUCUAAGUUUUUUCCUUGCUAAUUACCUUUUUUCUUUUACCUUGUUAAUGACUAUUUUUGUCAAUUGAUAAUAAUAAAUGUUUAUUAACACUUUUAAUAAUGGGCAAUAUUUCUGUGGCAUACUAUAUUGUCUAUCCUCUUAAACAAUCAUAGGAUUCAUUUCAUGAUGGGCAGAAAUUUAUUUAUUGAUAUCCCAGUUGAUGACAACAAAAGGUCUGUGUUUUGUAGUUAAAAUGCCUGUCCUCAGAAAGUCUUUUGUUAUGUUGUUCACAGAUCUUACAAAUGUAACUUUUUUCCGUUUGAUUUGUAAAUACUCUUAUAUUCAACUUGUCAGUAAAUGUUUUUCAGCUAAGGAGACGUAUCUACAAAGGAAUUCCAAAUUCUAUGAGAGGAGAAACCUGGAAAAAACUCCUCCAAGUUGAAAAUGUUCCAAACAGGAGCACUGUCUACGAGGUACAUGAAUCAACAGUAAAUAAUUUAUGUUUCCAGUUAUUUGUGGAUGUAGCACCAGUUUUGAGGGUAUUUCCACCACCUGUGGAUUAUUUGCAUUGUCAUGAUAACAAUGAAUUUAUAUUUUUUUCUAGUCCAUGAAAAGGAUUGCCAGAAAUCAGUCUCCAGACAUUCGGCAGAUUGACUUAGAUGUCAACAGAACAUAUAGAGAUCACAUCAUGUUUAGGGAAAGAUAUGGAAUCAAGUAAGAACAUUUAAGCACAUGUUGCCAUAAGGAUUUUAUAUAAUCCGUGUGCAUGUAACAGUGGUUAGAGUACAGAACUAUCAUAAAAAUGUUCUGUUUUGUCUCUUUGUUCAAUUUUAACUGCGUAUAAUUAAUGUUUGCGCUUACUUUUUCAUCUUAUAGACAGCAAGCAUUGUUCCAUGUUCUUGCGGCAUAUUCCAUGUACAAUGUGGUAAGCUUAGGUGUAUUGAAGAAUGGUUUUUAAGGAAUUUCAAAUAACCUGAAACAAUCAUUAGAAGUUCCAAGCAUCAAAUUGUUCUUAUGUCUUUAAUUCGGACCAAUGUCUGAUUAUGUUACCAAUGUUUUUCUUAUUUUAAGUAAAUUUGGAAAAUGCAGGGCAUGAAAUUAAUUUUUUUUCUGAUAGCCACUUGGCUCCUAAAUUCUUCAAAGUGGUAACCAAUUCAAAAAAAGUUAGUCGCCAUUUUUAAAGACAAACAAAACCCUUUUUUUUUUGCAAAUCUUUUUAAUUCACUUUAUUUCUGAGUAAGGUUAUUAUGAAACAAUCUUGUCAGCAAUUUGGUGACUAAUUUUCAGGAUUUGGUUGCCAAAUUAGCCUGUAUUAGGUGCAAUUCCACGCCCUGAUAUGUUACCUCAACAUCCACUAAUAGUCUUUGACAAUAACAAAAAAAGCCUCUAAAUGUAGGAACAAACACUGGAAACUUAGAAUUUUUGGCAUCAAUCAGUUUUUUUCAUUGUACAAACCAAUGAUUGAUUACAUGUACUUCUGGUGUGAUAGGAGGUAGGCUACUGUCAAGGCAUGAGUGGGAUAGCCGCCUUGCUGUUAAUGUAUCUUAAUGAAGAGGUAAGUGCCCUUUCUUUCUUUAUUGGGUGCUUGUCAUAUACAUUAUACAAACUUUAGCCCUAGUGCUUUAGGUUAAAUUAUGCAGCAAGUGGUGUACUUGUGAAAUGAUCAAUCUAGAAAUGCUUUUGUACAUAGGUGAAGCAAUGUGGCCAAAAGCUUUGAGUUUAUUAUUCAACGGUAGUUUUUGUUGGUAAAAGUGCUUUUUAUAUGAAGGUAACACUUUUAAAGAAAUGAUCCAACUCUGUUUUAUAAUUCAUUUUUGUCUUUCUUUUAGGAUGCUUUUUGGGCAUUGUCUGCACUCCUCACUGACAAGAAACAUGCCAUGCAUGGUGGGUAAUCCUCACACAUCCUAACUCCUUUGCCAAUUGUUUUUUUUUGGGGGGGGAGAGAGGAACUACAUUUAUGUUUGUAACAUUGUAACAUUUAUAACAUUUGUAACAUUGAAGGAAGGGAGUAGAGGAGGUCCUAAGAAGUUAAAUUCAUUUACUAAAUAGAUGUACAAUGUUGUAAGCACCAUACAGUGUAGCUACAUUAGAAUUUUUAAGUCUAGAUAAGGGUACCUCUAUAAUGUGGAGGCCUGUUGACCCUUCAACUCCCAUCUUAUUUUUAUUGAAAUUAGAAGGCCUGUCUAAUUUACAAGGAAAUUCAUGACAGUCAGCAGCAAGAAUGACAUGUCUUUAUUGGAUCCUGUGGUGAAAGGGUUCAUAGGAAAACUGUGUUUCAUUUUGAUUUUCAUACAUCAGGCACAGUAUGAUAUUGGCAUUAUUUAAACUGACCGCGUGUUUUAAAUGUUAAUUGCUCUUUGUGUUGCUGUCUUUUUGAGUGCUGCAUAAGUAAUUGGUGGGAAUUGUAUCUCCUACUACUGUUGUAAAGUAUGUAUUGUUAUAUUUUUUCCUAUGUAAGGUUUUUUUGUACCUGGCUUUCCAAAGCUGAUAAGAUUUCAAGAGCACCAUGAUAAGAUUUUAAGGAAACUUUUGUCAAGACUUCAUAAGAAUUUGGUAAGUUCUUAUCUUAAUUAGGUGAGUGGCAUAUGUUCAUUGUACUCAUUAGUAAGAAAUUCUGAAGUACUGUAUAUUUUGAUAUUAAAAGCAAUGCCUAGGUACGUUUCCCAAUUUUCAUCAGGGUCUUUUAAGUCUAGGUAAUAUCUUCAUUUAGUUUACUGAUGAUAACUCAGGUACAUGUACUUGUCAUCAUACUUGUCACUGUAAGAUACAUGUGCAUUGAUGAUUGGCGAUGCACCAGUGGGGUUUUUAAGAAUUCUUGUUCUUGAAAGGAAGAAUUCCUGAUUCUUGUGGCAAGAGUUUCUGAAAUUGCUAUUCUGUUUGUAAGAUUUGCAAUUAAACUUUCUUUCCAGAAGAACUUUCUGCUUCGUUGCCUGCCAAAAAGAAUUCUUUUUUAGUUGAGAAAAGAAUUCUUGUUUCUGACAGCAAGAGUUUCUAAAAUUGCAAUUCUAUUCAUAAGAUUUAACUCCCAGAUCAAAUUUUAAACAGGCAAUUCUUAUAAUGUUUUCAGAAGAAUCCCUAAAUUGAUAUUUUUCUAUUUCACUUAUCUGCCUUGACAUUGAAAGAUAAAAUUUUCCGGGUUCUUGGGAGUUAAAGGGUUAACCAUUCUUUCCAGAAGAACUCUCUAUUUCAUAGCCUUCUAGAAAGAAUUCUUGUUCUUAAGAAAAGAAUUCCCAGUUCUUGUGGCCAGAGUUCCUGACAUAGAGAUUCUUCUUGAGAUAUUCAGAUGUAGUGCAUUCUUACCAGAAGAAUUCUCUUCUAUUUAAUCUUUUUGCAAGAACUUCAAUUCGUCUUGAAAUAAUCACAAUAAAAUUACUCUUUUGAUGAGAAUUUUGGUUCUUAACAGGAGAAAUUACUAUUAGGGGAAAUUAGAGUGUUAGAACAGUGUAUGUAAUAGUUACCAGAGUACCUCUUUCUUGAGUGUUCAAUUUUCUUUGUUUUUUCAGGUUUGAUUUACUGGUGCUCGUACUAACUUUGCUCUUUUCUCUAGGAAAAAGAAGGUUGUUAUUCAACUCUUUAUACUCUGAAAUGGUUUAUGCAGUGCUUUCUGGACAGGGUAUGCCGUAGUGCUAUUACAUGUAUAUGUAGCCAAAAAAAAUGGAGAUUUCCUGAGAUUGAAUGUUGUACUUUGUACAAAGAGAAUUACUUCUACCUAUGAAUGAUGAACUGUAAAGUUUGUGGUAGAAAUUAUUAAUGAAGAUCAAUAAUAUAAAUUAUUUGCAAGUAGUUUUUUAGUAAUAAAUUUUAUGAUGCUAAGGGGGUUUUUUUUAACUAGAUUAAAGCAUUAUGCAUUUGGUUGCAGUCUGUUUGGAGUGCUGUCUUGAGAUUUAAGGCAUCAAUCAGUAUUUUUGAUUUAAGAAGACUUGUUUGUUAUGGUGCAUUCCAAAGAACUGAAAAAUAUCUUCAGAAAUUACAGUUGAGAUUAGACUCAUUUUGUAUACUCUUGGGCUCAGACUUAAUGUUGUUUCAUUUGCCAUCAAAGUUUUUUGCGCUGCGAAAAUGUCAUGCUGAAAGGAGAAAACUGUUAUAUAAUUAAAGAGUUCUUUUACGUGAAUUUCUAGGUGCCAUUUACAUUAACACUUAGAUUGUGGGACAUAUUCAUGUUGGAAGGGGACCGACUGUUGACUGCUAUGGCCUACAACAUCAUGAAAAUGCACAGAAGUAAGUUAAUAAAUAUAUAGAUUUAGCCAAGCCUAAAAGCGGAGCUCGCAUUUUUUUUUCCCGCACGUCUCGCCUAGAACCCGGGUCGUCCGACUCGGAGCCCGGUGCACUGACCACUGGACUACUGAACAAAGCCGAGGCGUUGGCGUGCCCGCGGUACAGUUGACCACGCAGGUUAAAAGUAGCACCUUGUACGGUCGUGCAUCCAAAUUUUUUCGGCCCGAUGGGUUACUACUAUUUUGUAUAAUUAUGGGGCUACGCUCUGCGAGCUCCGCUAUGAUUGAGUGGAUUGAGUUGUACCUACGUGUAAUGCUGGAUGCAUCCAGUCACUUGCUGUCUAGCUGUCUGACUUAUCGACCGACUAGCGAGUCUGUCUAAAUUUAUUUUAGAUGACCAGACUUACAAACCAAGUUUUUCAUAGAGUAAUUUGUUGACGGGUGGAAAAACUUUGAAGAUCUUGACUGUUUGAUAAUUUAUAUUGCCUCCAUCACUAUUUAACGUGGUAAAUUAUUGGAACCCUGACUACCAUUUUGUACUGCAAUGGAUACUCACAACAUAUACAAUGUGUGCUGUACUUUUAGUUUGGUCAGAAGAUGAGUACAUGUAGCUGUUUCUUGAGUGUAACCGCUAAUUCUUGAAACUAGUGAUUUAACUUAUUGAAUUCAUAGUUUGUGCGCAUACAUGAAGUGACACUUGGUGAUGUAGAUUUGAAUAGUGUUGGAACAACUUUCGAUAAAUAAAUGAGUUCAACGGGAUUUGAACCUUUGAUCUUGUGAUCCUGCUGCGAUGCACUUAUCAACUCGGCUGUAGUCUUUCUCCUCACAGGAUUUCUGAUCCAAAUUAUUCGUAGCCUGUGAGAAGUCCUUAUCAUUAGCGCUGCAGAACGCGCGUUUCUCCGCUCACGGUAAGAUUUGAGACGAGUCGAGGAGAGGUUUGCAGGGGGCCUGGGGGCCUCAUUUUUGCUAGACCCUUUGCAGACCUCUGGCUUGCUUCUGCUGCUGGUGUUGCUGAAGGCAUCAUACACUCCCGUAGGCAAAAAGAGGCUCGUGUGAAAGUGCUGACAAUGAGGCCUACUCUUAAUAGGUCCAGUGUAUGAUAAGGGCUGUCCCGCUUUGUUUCUUCACAGAAAUCUUCAUAAAGAUGGGCCUCGAGGAAGUCGUUCAGUUCUUACAAGAGAAAAUGCAUGCAUAUCACUACGACGACGAUGAAGUAAUCGAGUUGCUCCAGGCUGCGAUGUUCGACUUGAAACGUUUGGGAUUGGACACUCCACCUGCGCCCUCCAGGGCGGAGUUCCCGUCUCUCCCUCCGGGUGCUUCAAUAAAACGAGGCGUCUAUCAAACAGCAUCUGCGCGUGCACGCAAGAACAAAGAGAAAGACAAAAUUAUCCGCGUACCCAUGGACAGGCCUCCUUCGCCAGUCUCGCCGGAAAUAUCACCUCUUCGUGGCGUUCUGACGAAUUUGUCGCAUUCACCUCCAUCUAAUAUGAAUCGUAGCGAGACGUCUGUUUCGACAUUUCCCGGUACUCCGACGGAAUACCGAAGUGAAGCAUCGGUAUCAACGAUAAUAGAAAUCAAGCGACACCCUCAACUACCUUCGAGUUACCGAGGAGACUUGAAUAAUCAGCGCACAACGCACGACGACCCUCGAUGGUUAGAUCAUCGGAAGAGCGAUGGACACGAGGUGGAGAUCUCACGGUACAAACCACCAGAUGGACGAAUAGUGUAUCAUUCCGAGAGCGUUCUCCCCUCUUCCGACAGCGUUACGGACGGCAGCAUGCGGAGACGAAGAACCACCGAAGGUUCUUACAACUCGAUGUCAACAUUUAGGCCAAUCAAUGGAGACGUGGAUGCGCUUGUGAUGGCUUCCAGGCCCGGCGGCUCACCUGUUUGGAAACAUCACUCGAACGAACACCAGGUCACUUUAACUUUAGUUUAAGCUAGCUUAACAGGGACAGGCGAUAUUUUAUUCUGCUUCUGUGAAUGAGGCUCGUCACGUGCUCAUUAUUCAGUAGAUAACAUCGAUGGUUCUUAAUUCAAUCGAGUUCCAUGUCCGUGUACACAGUUAAGGUAGGAAAGGUUCAGUAUUAACUCCUUAAUGCAUUAUCCAGUGAAUAAGUGAAGAGAUUAGACGAACUAAUCAGCUGGGGGUUGUUACCCUGACAAAACACCAAAUUCUCUCCACUGAUUUGUAAGGAAAUGAAUGGUCACUAGAGGGGCGAGGUACCAAUCAGAUCUUGAGAGUUAAUAGGUAAGGAACCAAUAGGGAAGUUCAGGUGACCCUCGAGAGUUUCGUAGGUUUGGAAUUAUGGGGCCAACAGGGGAUUAGCAAUUAAGGUCGCGUAAGCGCUUCGCGUUAAUGGGUAAUGGAGGCUUCAUUUGUAAGAAUAUAAUCAAAGGCAUGGCCUUGAACAAUCAAAGUCGGCAAUAUGUAUUAAAUUGUCAACAGAUGUGAAGACAUCAGCUGUCUUUUGUAUGUAUCAUCUUAUGACUUUCUUUUUCUUUCCAAAAGUUCGCCAAAUGUGCGUUAAAUCUGAGACGAGUCAUUUUAUUAAGGCUUUAUUUACUCAGUUUUCUCAGGUGGCCAGGUUACAAUUUUACGAUGGAAUAGACAACUGCUUGUUUUACAUUUGCAUAGUUUAUUAAUAAUUGAGGAUUAGUUUAUGCGUUCAAAUUUCUUAAUCUGAAUAUUUUUAGCAUACAGAAGUAUCUUGGACGUACAGUAAAUUGACGAAAUUUUUAGCUGCAAGGAAUGCAAGAUUUUGCGAGGAUAUAGUCUUUCGGUGAAUUUUUAUCAGCGUCAGUUAUUUAAGUUGACCAGGUUCGGAAACACUUUGGAAGUACUCAGUGAAAUUCCUUUGAAAUAAAUUCGAAUUAUCUGAGCGUGCUGCUUCAGUUAUACGCAUAGUAUUUUACAGAGAGCAUUUAUUUUAGUUUCAAUCGUGAAUUAAUUGGAAUAUUACGCAAUGGACUUUUUUUUGCUACAAUAAAAGCGAAUUUUAGAAUUUUAGAAUGGAUUUAGUAUUCCAAGAAAUUUCUCAACGCAGCGGCCAUUCUUCGAAGUCAUUCAUUGUGUGAAAAACUUUUUGUUUCCUAUUUUUAAUAUUAACAUCUCUGUGCGAAUGCCUUGAAUAGAACUGACUUGUCACUCAUGUUUACACUUUCCAAACGGGAUUAAAUAAUUUUCAGUUUUGAAUGUAAGAAUUGAUUGUCAUCACCUUUUUUUUUCCUUUGUUGACUUUUCUCUUUUUUUAAGGAGUAUAAUCUUAUGAAAGAUGCUACGGAUUUACUUGAAAUAUCUCCGGAUAACUAAAAACCUCAUAGCACCACAGCUUCUUAACUUUCUUUACAGUAAACCAAUGCUGCUCCUCUUAGCAAGCACAUGCGUUGGCUUAAGUAGCCUAAUAUUCUCUGAAGAAAAUUCCAUGACUUAUGCCAAGUAACACAGCUAAUUUCCGCAUCAGCAACUUUCCAAUCUAACACUUUUGUGCGCGUAUAACAUUUCCUAGAAUCAUUAGUGGUGCGAUUUCAUUCCUUAAACAAUGCAUGCGGAGUCUCAGAGAGCCUACGAAUCUUAAUGUUUUGAUAUCUCGCCAUGAACCAAUUAGUUAUCCUAAAUUUGUCCCACGUGUCUAAGGAACUGACUCUGUAAACUAUUGCACUUUUGGAGUUGAGUGUCUUGACAGACUACUGGACGCAUGCACAGUGGUACCAUAUCUUUGCACGCCUAACCUCCUGUUGGCACCAUAAGCAUUGGAAACACUGUAGAAGAUAAAGGCAAGUGAAAUUUCAGUGAAACUUUCUACACUUCUGUGCAUGUAGUUAACAACCUUCCACUCGUCACGCACUACACAACUAGCGGCUCAUGCUUUCUGUAAUGUCUAACUCUCACUUCUAACCUUCUAACUGAUGGUUUUCAUGAUGGUAUGGUUCGUUUUGAAUAAUUUCUGUUUUGACUUUCUGACUGACCAAUCUGGCUUUGCCUAAAACGAAAGCUUUAAUGGGUCGUUGACGCCUUUCGAUGUAUUAGUAAUAUGUACUUGAAUAUAUUAGGUUCUCGCCUAAAUUGCGGAGACAUGUUAUUAUAAGGCUGCUUGCUUCAUUUUCUUCCCCUAGUUUUUAUGAAUGCUCUUUAUUUCGUUACAGAGGAGGAGCUUGCGUAGUAGCCGGGCUGGAAGCCAAACCAGUGUCAGCAGCAGGAACAGCCAAUUCAGUUUACAGAAUGUCACGUGGGAAGCUUCUAAAACCAAUCUGUUUGGUAUCACGGAACUUUGACUUACCAUGCUGGGAUCCCGACAGAUAAUUAGUUUUUAAUGUUUAUUUAAACCUUGCAUCACCCAUGGCACUUCCGUACAAAGACAUUAUCCCUCUUCCUUUUAUUACAUUGAUUUCAACGCCCUAUCCAUUUCCCUUCCAAACUUUUACCCCCUCGAAAGAGACGAGCCCAAAUGUGUAUGGACGCUUAAGCACUUAAGUGGUCGAAUUCAGCAACAGGCAGCGCAGACGAUCUUUUUCUUUUCCACUCGCUUCUUAAAUACUCAAGGAUCUUUCUGAGCCGACCGUGCCUCCUUAACCAUGAUGAUCAGCGGGGAAAAAUUUGACUGCGGUGGCAGAAGCAAAUUGUAAUCAAACCCCUCAUUAAACAAG